AUGAAAUCAAUGCUUCAAAAGAAUCCAUAGAAAAGAAAAACCUCUAAAGAAUAUUUAGCAUCAAAAAUCUUUAAACCAUCAUAUCGAUCAAAAAUUUCAAAACAUUCUUUCUUUACUUUCUUUGAAGACAAUUUUAAUUUCAAAAUUGACGAAUUCGAGGUAGAGGAAGAUUUUAAUUUUAUUUAAAGUGUGAAAUAAUUGUAAAUAAAUAAAGGAAAUAAAAAAUGA
Paramecium sonneborni is the source of this 228-nucleotide messenger RNA. The record is from the annotation of a GenBank genome assembly. NCBI's taxonomy places the organism in Eukaryota, Ciliophora, Oligohymenophorea, Peniculida, Parameciidae.